This is a messenger RNA of Astyanax mexicanus (Mexican tetra), 2559 nucleotides long. Its product is annotated as LBH domain containing 2. Bases 215 to 532 code for a protein of 105 amino acids. The transcript has 4 exons. The record is from RefSeq and is a predicted model, not a curated record. Lineage: Eukaryota; Metazoa; Chordata; Actinopteri; Characiformes; Acestrorhamphidae.
GUUUUGUUGAACAACUGAAAGAUGGUAGGCAGUCCGCUCUGAACUUCAGACUGGUUAUCAGGUGUAUUUGUCCUGCACCUCAUAGAGUGAAACAAACUAGAGAUCUUCUCACAGGAUAAACCAAAAAGGAUUAACACCUGCCUGAGAAAGAGAACCGAAGACUUCGAGUGGACUAUAAAUUGUUAAUCUGUCUGAACAAGGGAAACAGAAGAGAAUGACAGAGGUUAUGAACACUCCAGAACACACAAGAGGUGACCUGGCUGUGGGUGGAGCUUCUGGAGAAGAGGAAAUCUCCUUUCAGUUGUUUCCAGACCUGCCUGAGCGACACCCAAAAUUGUCUAAGCGUCUGCCCUCUAUUGUGGUGGAGCCUUCAGAUGGAGAGGUGGAGAGCGGAGAACUCAGGUGGCCUCCAGAUGAUCAGAGCCGCACACAUACACACUGCUCAAGAGACAUCUCAGAGGAUCCUGCUGCACAAACUCAGAUGACAAGUGCAUGUGAAAAUUCAGAUGAGAUCCAGGAAGACGGUGACUGAAGCAGCAUGGGCACAUCUGGGGCAACUGGGCACUGCUGAGACUCAAUAACCUGUCAUUGUCACAAGUGUCAGUUUUGACAACCCUGUAUGUUACACGUCUUUUCAUCUCUCUUUCUCUCAUUCUCUCUAUUUUUUUGUCUUGUUCUUUUUCUGUGUGACACACACACUUUCUCUAUAUGACAAACACAGUACAUACUAGUUAACAGUCUUAUGAACUCUAUUUUUAAUUGAGUCAAUAUUAAACACCUGCUUUCAAUCUCUCAAGCUAAUUAAACAUAAAAUGAUAAUGUUUUAGACCUUUAUUGCCUAAUUAGAUCUUUGGAAUGUCAUCACAUGUAAAUAGAAGUUGUCAGUUGAACCAAAUGACUCUUCAAACCAUGUUGCAACACUCAUUUAAUUAUGGACUCCUCUAAAUAACCAUCUGGAGAUCUGAAAAUAGAAUGUAAUCAAAAAAUACUCAAACCGUUAAAUAAGACUGUAUAUACAGGAAGGUAAGACCCUUAAGUGCCACAUAUUUAACUUACUUUUGAGCUUUAUGUGAACCGUCAACCUCGCACCAAACAGCUUGAUUUUUAUGGCGUGUCAGUGUGUCUUUGCUCUCAAAACAAAGAGAAAAGUAUUCGCUAAAAACAUGUACUAAAUCUCUUAAUUAAUCAUGGGUAUGUUUCGGGCAUAAUGUGCAAUAAAUGUACUUGUGGCACAGCUUUCUAGACGUGUCCAACGCUUCUCAGCAGAGGAAUCUGCUUGUUCACGCUGUGAAGAUGCGUUAGCAGAUCAUAUACAUUAGUAUCCGGAAUCCACCAAAGAUCUCAGAGGUGAAGCAGCAUGAGAGGUGUACAUGUGUCGCUUUAUAUAAGCCAAAAUAUUCUAGUAAAUACAAUUUCUGUAAUCAGAUAAGAGUAUGGGCUCUGGGCCACAGUGGCCACUAUGAUCUUCUUCUUUAUGUGAACUUUAUUUCUCUCAUUAUCACUCAAUAUUAAAACCUUAUUAUUAUUUAUCAUUAUUUAUCACUCGACCUAAUUUAAAACUUUAUGUACUGAGAAUCCAUCUUCUCUCAGUACAAUUAGGCAUGAGUGAGUGUUUACUGAAUGUAACCUCCUUCUCUUUUGGUUCUUUUGGUGAUCGCAUUCUGUGUGUGUAUUUGUGUGUGUGUAUGUUUGUGUGUGUUAGUCAUACAAAAAGUCUCAUUCAAAACUUUGCCUGACUGCUAGUCUUCAAAUAUACACACUGCAGUAGGUUGAACACUUAAGCAACAAUACACUCAAGGUUCGUGCUAUAACAUGUAAGAGGCCGCAGGGCGAGUGCUGUAGAUCAGCAUAGCAGUGCCAAUAUUACACAUUAUAGCUCAAGUGUAUUAUUGUGAUUAUACCACAGUUUCAUUAUUGCUGUUUAUUAAAAGAUUUUGAGUUAAAGAGGAGAGAACAUACAAAAUGUUUGGUUAUAAACUCUCAGCAAGUUAAAAUACUUCCAUUGCUGCUCUGUUUGUAGCUGUGCUGUAUGGUUUGUACGAGCUGUAUCUGUAUGUGGCGGAGUAAUACAUGGAGAGCUUCAGUUACAGUGCAUUACCGGCUGAUAAUGUCACUCACAGAACACCUCUCAGCCAAUCACAUUGCAGGGUCGGAACUAACUGUGGUAUAAUACAAUGUAACUAAACCUCAAAAAAGAAUAUGAGGGCAAAAAGCUGACCUUACCAGAUAAAUUAAAAAACACAAUAACAUAUUUAUUUGCAUUAAAGAUUGUAUAAAUGUUUGUCACAUAAUUUAUUUUUAUUAGUUUGUUUAAUGUUUGUACUAGAGAAUUAAAUUGCAUUUUCAGAGACAUAUAAAAACAUAUGUUUAUUAUAUGUAUAAUAAAUAUAAUAAUAAAUGUGUAAUAAUUAUUUAAAUGUUUUGGCCUUCAUCUGUAAUUGUUGUUGAAUUGUGUAAGUAUUUUUAAUAAACCUAUAUCUUAGAUAACUGCUGAGUAUGUAUGUGAUAUUUUAAAUGUUUCCUGUUGUUAAUUAUGUUUUAUCUGUUCUGUUGUUCUAU